Messenger RNA from Ichthyophthirius multifiliis, 1242 nucleotides. RefSeq names its product methionine aminopeptidase 1, putative. Gene Ontology annotation, biological process: proteolysis. NCBI's taxonomy places the organism in Eukaryota, Ciliophora, Oligohymenophorea, Hymenostomatida. The transcript is spliced from 4 exons. Gene Ontology annotation, molecular function: metalloaminopeptidase activity. The record is from RefSeq and is a predicted model, not a curated record.
AAUAAAAAAAUGGAAAGUUAAGAAUAAGAAAAAAAAACAAUAUAAUAAUAAUAAAAUAAAGACAAUACAUUAUAAUCAAUAUGUUCUACUAUUAGUUGUGGAAAAGCAGCAAAAAUGACAUGUCCUACAUGUACAAAAUUAGGACUUCCAGUCUCUUAUUUUUGCGAUUAAGACUGUUUCAAAAGUUUUUGGCCUAUUCAUAAAUUAUAUCAUAAAAAAUAAGAAGAAGUUGAAUAAGCAAAAUCUUAAUUUUCAUAUAGUGGACCAUUAAGACCUGGUAAAGUAUCCCCUAGACUAUAUGUUCCAGAUCAUAUAAAAAAACCUGAUUAUGCAUUGAUAGGUAUUCCAAAAGAAGAAAUAAAUUCUAAAUUUAGAGAUAAAGUUAUAGAAGUAAAAAGUGCCGAAGAUAUUGAUAAAUUGCGACAAGUUUCUCAUUUGGCUCGUUAAGCACUAGAUUUGGGCCAUAGCUUAGUCCGCCCAGGAAUAACUACAGAUGAAAUAGAUAAGGCUGUGCAUAAAUUUAUAAUAGAGAAUGAUGCAUAUCCAUCUCCUUUAAAUUAUCAUAAAUUCCCCAAAAGUCUUUGCACGAGUGUCAACGAGGUUAUUUGUCACGGAAUUCCUGAUGAUAGACCUUUAGAAGAAGGAGAUAUAGUAAAUUUAGAUAUUACAGUAUAUAAAUAUGGCUAUCAUUCAGAUUUAAAUGAAACAUAUCAUGUAGGAAAAGUUAGUGAAUCUUCAGCAUUUUUAGUAGAACAUUCUUAUAGAUGUUUAGAAGAAGCCAUUAAAAUUUGUAAACCGGGAACUAUGUAUAGGGAUAUAGGAAAUGUUAUUGGAAAGUAUAUUCAUGAAAAAGGAUUAGAAAUUACUAGGUCUUACUGUGGACACGGUAUUGGUAAUCUUUUUCAUAUAAUGCCUACUGUACCUCAUUAUCCGAAAAAUAAAGCACCAGGUUUUAUGAAAGUGGGGCAUGUUUUUACUAUUGAACCUAUGAUUAAUUAAGGAACUUAUAAAGAUAUUUUAUGGCCAGAUGAUUGGACUGCUGUAACUGCAGAUGGAUAAAGAAGUAGCUAGUUUGAACAUACUUUGGUUAUUACAGAAGGAGGAUGUGAUAUUUUAACUAAAAGACUGCCGGAAUCUCCACCUCUUGAUUUUAUUACGGGAAGUAUUAUGUGAUUUUUUUAUUAUGUUUUUUCUACUAUAUUUUAAAAGUGUUAAAAUAUUUAGAUUUCAUUUAUUUAAAUU